UCCGGCGGAAGUAAACAAAACAAGCACAUGUAGCCGCUUUAGCUGCAUGCACGUAGUAAGAGUAAACAGCUCAAAGACUAUAUUGAAUUUGUAACGCAGAAAAUUAUUUCACGUGUAGUACACCAACAAUGUCUUCCGUUCAGCAUUUAAAACAGUUUGUCAACGAGCGACUAACCGCUGCUGCUGAAGAAAUAUUCGGAGUUUUUGAAAAAUCUAUCGUCGAGUACGAGGAAGAGAUCGGUCGUCAGCGCAGACUGUUGGAUCUCGUUUGUAAACCUGAAAUAACCUUACUCAGGAUAGAGCUCCCACAGCCACGUGUCUGUAAGGAGGAGGAGGAGGUUCUCGCUGACCAGCAGCAGCUCUGUAUUCAGGAGAGGAACUCCAGUCUGGACCAAGAGGAGCCAGAGCCCCCACAGAUUAAAGAGGAACAGGAGGAACUCUGCGUCAGUCAUGAGGGAGAGCAGCUUGUACUGAAGCAGGAGACCGAUGCCUUUACGUUGACUCCUGCUUAUGAGGAACGUGACCACAGUGAAGGUCAGACUCUGAACUUCAGUAUCAACGAGCCUCCGGUUGCAGUGGAGGAAAAUCCUCUAAACUGUAUUUGGGUUAAAAGCUCUGUGGUAUCAGAAGCAAACAGUGACCACCAGCUCCUCGCUCACAACUCUCGUGAAGCUGAGAGCCAAGAUCAGAGAGGAGGAGAAGACUCAGGAUCAACUAGACUUGCAGAGCUAGAACCAAACAAGAGAGGUCACUGUAACAAUGUGAACAACCCUAACCUCUCAGAGAUUCACGGUGAUGCUCACGCAAAGAGUGAGUUACAGAGAGUGAGUAUGGAUAGCGAUGUGUGUAUGGACGGUGAUGAGCCAGCCUCAAGUCAGACUUCAACCCGCAAACCAAAAGUUGGCAAAACAGGACACAAAUGUCCAAUUUGUGGGCUGGAGUACGCUGACUUGAUGCAGCACCUUAAACUAGGUGAACAGGUGUGCAACAAAACUGAAUUGGACCUUCUGUGUAAGCUGGCACACAGACAUUUCUCGGCCAGCUUGGAUUGCCCGGUCCGACUCUGCGACUCCAGGAACAUCAACAGGCUGGACAAGCACCUGCAGAAAGUGCACAAGCUGGGGAAUGAUAUGGUGACCUUGUAUGUCCAAAAGGCAAAGGACUGCUACAUUGUGAGAGAAUUGGCUUUGCUGAGGGCGUCCAGACCCCACCCGCCUAUGGUAUCCCAUCUUGAUGAGAUCGAUGAAGCUGCUAUAGAAGAGGGGAUCAGGAGGAAGUUCGAGGACCCUUCCUCAGUCCCACCUGCCAGUGAGGUCAUGUCCCCAUCCUCCGCCGAGCCGUUUGCCACUCCUUCCGCCAGUGUGACACCCUUUAACAAACCUGCCAGCGGUUCACAGAGAAAGAAGUUGUUUAGAAAGAACAAGCCGGUUCUGAGGACUCCAUCCCCCCGCUGCAAGAACUGCGGGAUCCUUGCUGCUGAGCUGAAGGUGGUUAAAGAGCUGCUGGAAUCCGAAGUAGAACGGAAUGAUGAACUUAAACAGUUUCACUCAUCAACCAGUCGAGAAAAGGCAGUGAAGUACAGGAGGCGCAGGCCCUUUUCACCAUCGAAAGCGCCGCAAUAUGUUAAACUGGUGGAGGAGUUCAAGGAGCACACAGAAGGAAGCAAUCCCACGCGGAAAAUAAAGGAGAAUGCCCGCCAGCGAGCUAACCACGUCCUUAACUUCCUGAAGUUCAUGUCCGAGCCCGCUGUUCCACAUUUGAACCUUCUCUUUCUGAAGGACUAUGGUCGGAUUAGGAAAUUUACAGCCCAUCUGUCUGAGCAAAACUUGAAACCGACGACAAUAAGAAGCUACCUGACAGAUGCCGUCGCCUUUGUGAGGUACAUUCUGAGUAUGGCGCCAGAAGGGGUGAAAAUAGGCGGAAAAAGCCUAAAUGCGCUGCUUGUGGAACUCCGAGCGCGGGUGAGGGACGUAUUGAGAGCUGUGCUAGGGCAACAACUGGCCCAGCGCCGCAGAAAGUUGAGUGGAACAGCACAAAACGGCUCGCUUCUUUGGCCAGGCGGCCGUACCGCUGCCAAAAAAGGAGUACGCCUGGUUCCUCAGAUACAACUGUCUCCGGUCUUGCAUAGAGGGAGGCCUAGAGGCAGAAACCUUCUUUCACACUGCCAGUGGCUCGGAGUGCCUCAAGCUCCCCGAGUACUUUAAAGAGGCGUGGGAGUCGCUGGAGUUGGGAAAGGCCCCGAGCUUCAACCUCCUCCGUUCCUCUGUGGCUACUUAUUCAAAGAGGCAACUGGGCUCGAAGGCGUACAAACGGGUGGCGGCCUUCAUGUGUCACGAUGAGCACACGGCGAAGAAGUUUUAUCAUGUGGAAGACCCGGCGGCUGAGGUGUUUAAAAGCCGACAUUUAUCCGUGAUGGCGAUCACCAGUUAUGCUGUCAAGAACCGUAAAAAAGAAGCAGAUACCCAGGACCACAGAGCCACGGAGGAGGUCGAGGACCGGGACAGUGUGGAGGACCAGGACCAUGAGGAGGAAGAGGACCCGGAGGAGGAGGAGGACCAGGACCAGGAGGGGAAGACUGGGACAUGGGGGACAUGGAGGACCAGGACAUUGGGGAGGAGGAGGAGGAGGAGGACGAUGAAGAAGAAGUAGUAGAGGAACGGGACACAGAGGAUGAGGUAGAGGACCAGGAAAAGGAGGAGGAAGAAGAGCGGGACACAGAGGAGGGUGGUGCAGAUGAAUGCCCAGACAAUGAGCCUAAAAUGACUAGGCCAAGUUGUCCGAUAAGAAAGCGGCCCUCUAGGUCUGAAGCAGAACAGAAGAGAGACUCCUCCAAACCUCCUCUCCCUAAAAGGCCCAAAAGGGAUGGAAAGUGCCUUUUCAAAACAAAUAGGGAAGUGUCGUCUGAAGCGGAAGAAGAGGGGCUUCUUCAAAUGAAGAGAGAACGAGACGAGUCAAUGUUGGGGAGCAUUGAGAGGACCAACGAAGUCCACUCGUAGUCCCUGACACCCUGGUUUCUCUGAGUCCUGUUGAAGUCAAAACACCGAUUGGUCCCACUGGUAGAAGCUGGGUCUUUUCCCAUUGCAGUACAUAUGAUGUUGGUACCCAGCGGCCUCCUGACCUUUGCAAACUAAUUUAACUCUCUGCUGCAUAAUUUUGAUCUUAGGCUCCUCAUCUAAUAAAAAUAAUUCUUUUUUUUUUCCCCUGUA
This is a messenger RNA of Perca fluviatilis (European perch), 3206 nucleotides long. RefSeq lists its product as uncharacterized. The record is from RefSeq and is a predicted model, not a curated record. The transcript is spliced from 14 exons. The coding region runs from base 129 to 2204 and encodes 691 amino acids. Lineage: Eukaryota; Metazoa; Chordata; Actinopteri; Perciformes; Percidae.